CUAGCCGGUACUUGCAUACAUCACACGAUCGAGUUCGCAAAUUGUUAUUCCUUUUGUACGUUUAUUAAAGUGAAUUGAUUUAUUUCGAAGGAUCGACAUACUUUCAUUCAUAUACGUGCACGAAUUUGUAUGUGUUAUACAUCAUGACACUGCUUUUUCUGAACGCAAUUUCCUUUGUCGCUAAACAGCCAAUCCUUACAGUUGGAAUUCGUUUGCUGUCUUCCAUGGCUGGAGAAUUGCAGAAACAUGGGGUUGUUCCCGAUGUCAUUGAUAAGGUACCAUCUGCCGUAUUGGACGUAGUCUAUCCCAAUAAUCUCGUCGUUGAGAUUGGUAAAGUUUUAACUCCUACUCAAGUUAAGAAUCAACCUACAGUUAAAUGGACUGGCGAUGCUAAUACUUUUUAUACUCUUUGUAUGACAGAUCCCGAUGCUCCUAGCAGAAAAGAUCCUAAAUUCCGUGAAUGGCAUCAUUGGCUAGUUGCCAACAUACCAGGCUCUGACAUUAGCAAGGGUGAAACUCUCUCCGAGUAUGUUGGCUCUGGUCCGCCAGAAGGAACUGGCCUUCAUCGUUAUGUUUUCCUUUUAUAUAAGCAACCUAAGAAACUAACUUUCGAUGAGAAACGUUUAACGAAUAGAAGCGGCGACAAUCGUGGAAAAUUCUCUAUUAAAAAGUUUGCAAACAAAUACAAUCUUGGUGAUCCUAUUGCUGGAAAUAUGUACCAAGCUGAAUUCGAUGAUUACGUACCAAUUUUGUACAAGCAACUUGGUGGUUAAAGAAUUCUACUUUCCAAAAUAAUAUUUAGUCGUGUCAUAAUAUUUAUAUAAAAUAUAUAAAGGGAAAUAUAUGUAUACUAUAGGGUUCAUAAAGAAAUGGUAUUGUACUAUGGUUUUUAAUAAAGUUAUCAAAUAUA
Molecule: messenger RNA, 910 nt
Organism: Vespula pensylvanica (western yellowjacket)
Lineage: Eukaryota; Metazoa; Arthropoda; Insecta; Hymenoptera; Vespidae
Product: protein D2-like
Exons: 3
Coding region: 144-773 (209 amino acids)
Source: RefSeq, a predicted model, not a curated record